Paramecium pentaurelia is the source of this 627-nucleotide messenger RNA. The record is from the annotation of a GenBank genome assembly. NCBI's taxonomy places the organism in Eukaryota, Ciliophora, Oligohymenophorea, Peniculida, Parameciidae.
UCCAUGUUUGUACCCUAUCAUUCUCCCAAUAGAAAUUUUUCUCCUGCCAAUUCAUAUCUACAUACUUAAGGCUCUCCAACUUCACCACUAUUCAAUGAUCGAUAUUCUUCUCAACAUCGACAAGACUCAAAUAUCUACUGUAAACAUUUAAACAACAUCCUAAUAGUUAAAUCCAAUGAACCUGUUUCUAGUUCUUAUUUCCCAGAACAAUCAAACAUAAUUAGACAAAAGAGUCAUUUUUCAAAAGCAAACAAAAGUCCAUAGAAAGAUCAAAACAUAUCUCACAAAAUCGAAUAUAUUGAUGGCCUCACAUAUUAUGGUGAAACUAAGGAUUAAAUGAGGCAUGGUAAAGGUACACUCUACAGUUCUGACAAUCAUUUAAUUUAUAUCGGAGAAUGGAAAGACGAUAAAUAUCAUGGAUUAGGAAUUUUGAAUAAAGGAAAUAUCAGAUACAAAGGUUAUUUUGAAGAAGGCUUUGUAAGUGGAGAAGCUAUUGAAGAAACCAAAACUUUUAAAUUUUAUGGUUUCUUUAAAAAAGGUAAGAGAAAUGGUCCAGGAUCUCUCUUGAGUAGAAAUUAAGUAACACAAGGCAUUUGGAAGGAUAACAUUAUUUAAGAAGUUUGUUGA